UCCGAAAUUCUAAAAUGUUUGACGGAAUCUCGUCAAUUUGAUCACCACUCAUCCUGAAAUAGUUUUUUUAGCCACUUUAAUCACUGUGGCGUUGGCUCUUCUAAGAGCAUCGAUACCAUCCAGAGAAUCUCUUCUCUUUGACAAUUUCUAUAACGUAAUUAUAGCGAAAAGAACGCCUACAAAUCAUAAUUGAAAUGUUCGUUAAACCAAUACCUGUUUAAGUUAACAAAUUUGUCAAAAGGCAUGUUUUGCCUUGUUGUAGAACUAAUUGAGCAUCUUCUUAAUCAUCGCUUAAUAAAAAUUUAUAAACAUUUUAUAUAAAAGCUUAUUUUAAGUUGUUUUUGCAACUCAAAGACCCCGAAUCUAGGGGGUGGAAGAAAUCGUUAACAUCAACAUAAACUUCAAAUUGUAAUAAAAGAAUUCCUAAUUUUCUUCUCUUUUCAUUGCAAAGAUUGUUUCACGACACCCGCUCAUAUAAUCGCUCUUUAAACAUUCGAGGUUUUGCUGCUUUUUCUAUUCUGAACAGCUAAUAUGUUCAUUAUUUGCUUGGCUAAAUUUGGAUCAUUCAAAUUACCAAUGUAAACUGAACCAGGAGGAACUUGCGAAUCUGUUCGUUGGGUUGUUCUUCUCCAGUUGAUCUAAGGAAGUCAGCAGAAGUGGUUGCAAGUCAGGGAAAAAAACUUUUGAAUGACUGAAAAGCAAUGAGAAGUAUGAAAAUCAUAUUGGCGAUCUUUUCUCUUGCAUUGCAAUGUAUCUCAGCAAACAACAUCAGCAUUGAUGCAGCCUUCUACGACCUGUUUCAAAACAAGGCAUAUUUCUUUCAAGGUGACAAAUACUUUGCUUGCAGUCACCGCGAUGGGCUUAAUGUAUUUGAAGAGGAAGAUGCUGUCAUACGAAAGCUACCCUUCUUACCAACCGCUUUUGACGCAGCAUAUAAAUUGAUUGGCAAGAACAAAAGUGCAGCUUUCAUAAAGAAUGGGCAACGUUACAGAACGAUUUCAUUCAAUUUUUAUAGCCAACGAGAAUAUCCAAGCUCCGAAGAGGGUCGGUUCGUUCCGGUCAAGCCAAACGCCAUCGCCAAGAACACAGAACUGAGUUUUCACUUUUACAUUGAUGAAUUGUGGAUCACCUCGGGUAAUAGCAAGGAAUACUAUGGUAAAAGCGUAGACAAGCUGCCUGAAUGCCCAAGCAACAUUGAAGCAGCCUUAAUUAUUGGCAGGCAAUUAUUUGCCAUCAAGGAUGGUACGGUUUGGGGAUGGGAUGUACAUCUUGGUCUGGCAGACGUAUACAAUGUAUCCGCUGGAUUCCCUAAAAGCUUCAAUCAGGUUUUUGCAGGUGGAGACCUUGUCUUACCAUAUACAGCCACACAAUCAAGCUUCCAUUCGAAGCAAUUCAUUGGCUACACGAUCCAGGAAGUCGACGUUUCCACUUUGCAAAAGUGUGUUGAAAUAUGUUUAGAUCUGCCGUACUUUUCCUGCUCGUCGUUCAAUUAUGAGAUUCAACCAAAAACUGGAAAUGGUCAUUCCUGUCAGAUAAACAGGUUCAAUGCAAACCAUUUUCCUGCUAAUCUGAUUCAAAAUCCAGCAUUUGUCUAUUACGAAGCUUACCGGUAG
Messenger RNA from Rhopilema esculentum, 1613 nucleotides. RefSeq lists its product as uncharacterized. NCBI's taxonomy places the organism in Eukaryota, Metazoa, Cnidaria, Scyphozoa, Rhizostomeae, Rhizostomatidae. The record is from RefSeq and is a predicted model, not a curated record.